Molecule: messenger RNA, 4334 nt
Organism: Nilaparvata lugens (brown planthopper)
Lineage: Eukaryota; Metazoa; Arthropoda; Insecta; Hemiptera; Delphacidae
Exons: 5
Coding region: 246-1772 (508 amino acids)
Source: RefSeq, a predicted model, not a curated record
GCGCUAAGAAAAAGAACCUAACCUAAAAUUUUAACGAUUUCUGUUUUCUUUGUGAAUUUUGUGAUCAAAAGUGAGGAUUUUCUACUUUCUUGUUAUAAAACUAGGCCUACUGUGAAACAUUUUAUUCGUGAAUAUUCAUGAUGCAAAAAAUUGUUAUUGUUAAUGAUAAAAUGCAACAUUAACAUGCAAUAAAUCUUGUCGUUUACUUUUAAAGGUUCUUCUAGGAAGCUUGAAUAUCUGUAGUUAUGGUCAUGGAGCAGAUCGAAUAUGAUGAUUUCACCUGCAUUAAGAAUUUCGUUCUACAUAGCGACAUAGAGGACGAUGAGAGUGGCGAGGAUAAGAAACUAACUUCUCUGGUGAGAGAAAGCUAUGUUAAAAGACUUCGCCAGCUUCUGAAACAGAAUUACAAGGUUUGGUGCGAAAACUAUAAAGACGAAACCGAAUCUGGAGAAGGGAAACGAUUGAGCUCCACUGAAAUCGACAGAUGUAUCAUGUUUCUUGAAGAUAAGGCUCUACAAGUCUGCAUGGUGGCUAGGAUUUACCAAAAAGUGAUGGUAAAAAUGAUGUCAGAUAUAAAGAAAAUGACGAAAGAAAUGAAGCUGUUUGAUAGUUUGAUGAAUACUCAAGGCUGGAACGUAGACCGCUAUCCGGACAAAAGCACUCAGACCGAUGAAGCGCCACUGUGCGACAAGGAAAACCAGACUGAUCCGAUUGCGUUUGGACCGCGCUACUCGUUACUGGACCUACCUCUACCAAGCAGCAAGAACAUGACCAGCUGUUUAGAAGUGAAGAAUACUGCGACACCCGACUCUCCAUGCAAGCAGCUCAAGGAGACCAUAGCCAAAGUCAUUCCUCGAGUUAUCAGUCGGCCACUAGAUGGAAGGACCACUCAGACAUCGGGAUCCAGAAAGAGGCGGAGGAGCUCUGCCAAUGUAGACGAGAAAGGUGAAGAAAGGAAAAGUUUGAAACGUGACAGCUUUGAUUCUUCGUCAGUCAUUAAUGUGUCAUCGAGUGAGGUUAGUGGUAAUCUAUUCAAUGAAACUGACAAAUCAAUGAUCUCAGACACUUCCCUAGUGAAUAAUUCAGAGAUAGCUGAUAACUCACUGAGGACUACAAACAAAUCAAUGAUCUCUGACACUUCUCUAGUCACUACAUCACAGAUAACUGAUGAUUCACUGAUGAAUAGGACUGCCGAGAAUGAUGAUAUUAAUGAGAAACUGCUAUCCUUAGAUGCGAGGCUAAUGGAGAUGGGACUUCUCAACGUUGAGGAACCGAGUCCAGUCCCAGAUGAAGAACAAGAAGAGGAAGAAGUAGCUCCUUCACCUACCCCCUCCCCCGCUCCCUCACCCUGUCAACCACCCACACCCCGCAGCAAGCACAAGGGCACCUGGUACAUGGAAAUGGUGGCCCACGUGUGCCACUUUCACAGAGUUUACAGUCAGCUGACAGCCGAGCAGCAGGCGAGAGUAGACGUGAGAAUUGUCGAACUGUUUGGACCUAGAAGCAAUGACCGGUCGGUGAAGUUGAGUGAGGAUAACCUGUCAGUGUGUCAGAAGCGGAUCGCGUCUAUGGUUGUGGCCGAACUGACUCCCUAUCUCCAGAGGAAGCUCAUCGCUUCUCGUGGUCUCUUCAAAAUGUUGGCUAAACGUGUCACCGAGUCCAUAAUGGAGGAAUCUUAUGCUCCAGAUUCAUCCAAGGUCAAACAAUUUGUGCUGGACUUCUUUGAGAGGAACAAAUCCGUAAGAAGUAUGAUCGACAUAGAAUGUUGUUAGAGAGAUAUGUUGAACAUAUUUUACUUUCAAUUCCAGUGUUGAUAAAGAUAAUGAUUGAGACAUAUUUUCGAUUAUUGAAGAGAGGAACAAGAUAGUGUUUGAGAAGCAAUGAACUUUUAUAUAGGUCAAGUAAAAACUAAGUGCUAAUGAUAAGUUAUGAGGUAAAUCUUACCAGGUGCUCAAAUCUACGAAAUUAAGCAAUUUGUGCAAUUCAUUCAUAUUGAAUUAAUUUUAACAUUCUUAUAUAGUUUUUUAUCGCUUAUUACUUGAAUAGGCUUUUGUCCAUUCUAUUGAAUUUUAUUCAUUUUAGGAUUAUUAAAGAAGUGAUAAAUUACUGUUAAUUGUACUUCCAUUGAAUAAUAAUUAUUCAUGAAUGGUAAAUUUUCAAGUAAGAUGGAUUCAUCUUUUUGUCUUUUUUUACUAUUUUCCUAAUAAGUGGAAGCAGGAAAAGACUGUUGACAUUUCAAGUUGCUAAAUGUAUAGAUAUUUCCUUCACAUUUUUUUAUUUACUUCCAUUAUUACCUUAUUCUGAAUGACUGAGAUAAGUUUUUCUAAUUUAUAAUUAAUUUAGUCAGAGAUAAACUUCUAAAUGAAUGUGUGAGGAAUAGUUUUCAUGUUACUUCAUGCAUUUCAUUUCAUUUUUCAUCUCACUUUGGUAAUAAUGCCAAAACCUUGGGAAAUUAUAAGAAGUCCAUGCAGAACGUCCGUAAAUAAUUAUUUUACCUGCAUUCUGUAUAUUUUUCAUACUCAAUGAAUUGAAUUUACUUAAUUUAUUAUAGACCUUUUUUAAUUUUAAACUAAGUUUAGUAUAAAAUUAGGUACUCUACAUAAAUGUCUUAAUUUUUCAGGGAAAAAAUGUGAGUUGUAUUUUCAAUUACCUAAUGAGCUCUCAAUAGCUCAAAGAAAUAGAAAUUAAAAUUAUUAACGUACUGUGCUUGCUCAUAAAUUCAAAACUUCAAAUUUUAAUUCACUUCCAUUUGAUAAGUCUGUCUGAAAAACGUUCAAAAGUAUCCUUCGUUCUCUCAUAAAUACAUGAUGUAUUUUAAACAUUUUAGAACAAUAAGAGAUCUUGUUACUUAUUUAGUAUUAAUAAAGUCACUGUUCACCAAUUGAUUCAUUUUAAAAUUCAUUUGAUCAUCUAUGUUAUUUAUUUUCACGUUUAAAUUCAACUAUUAUACUUGUUAAAUGUACGUUUCAAUUAUUUAUUUUUUCAUAUAACUUACAAUCUGUAUUUUAAGGAUAUUGAGAGGUUUUCUACCGGUGUCUAAUCUUGCCUAUAUUCGCUAUGGCAAAUGCUUACCGUAUAUAAGUUAUCAUAUCCAUUAGAAAUCUAGUUCUUAUAAAGUUACAGUAUUGUGAUUUCUGAAUAAGUCAAUGAAAUUUAUUUUGCGAAGGAUCCAAGUAUGUGGGAGGAAAUGCUCAAGAUUUUCAUAUCAUUGGCUUUAAAGUUCUUAUUUAAAAAUAUUGAUGAAAUUAAAUUACCUGAAUAUUAAUAUUGAAAUAAAAGCAAUAAUAAUGGAUAGCCAUUGCAUUAGAUGUGCCAUUAUAUUUAUGCAGUUUUUAUAGCAUUGAAAAUAUAAGCUUUAAAAAUGAAACCAAAUUGAUAGCGAUAUAAAUUUAAUAAAUUGUAGCAUUUUAUCAUCAAAUACUGUGAUGAAUAAGAAGUUGAUACAGUAACUCAUACUCUUGUAUUAUAUUAUUAAAUUACAAUUUUUAUGUGUGUAUACAGACACUUAUAAGGCUUUCAUACUGUAAUUUUAUUAAACUAUGAAUUUUAUUAAAGUAUGAACGAGAACUUAUUGCAUGUGAUUAAUAAGUCUAAACAUGACUUGCUCUAUCUUUGUUAUUGUUGGUAUUAUAAAUUAUUUUCAUUUUUAAUUGAGAAUUUGAAAACGUAUGUGCAUUUUUGUAUCAAAAUAAAAGCUUAUUCUAUAAAACUUACCCAUCAAACUUGGGUUUACUCAUAAAAUUGGAUAAGUCUAAUGAAUCAAUUCGAAUACCGUAAGCUAUAUGUAAAAAUACGAUGCUCUCUCUGUAAAAGUAUGAAAACAGAUUUGACAAAAAUGUUUUUAUUAUUUUGUUUCUAGCUUUCGAACUUCAUAAAUGGAAUGUUAUAUUAGCUUGGUAUUCUCAUGAAAAUAUUUUUUCAAGCAGUAUGGUAGCCUAUGUAUGUAUUUUUUAAUGCUUCAAGUUAGCAAAAGGUUACUUUUUUUGAUUAGGCUAAGUUUCUUUUAUUUGUAACGUCAAUUGUAUUAGCUUGGUAUUCUUAUCACCAUAGUAUUGUAAUUUUAUAACUUAUUGAUUUGUUAGCCGUCUCAGGAAUGAGUUCUAGAUGGGGUAGUAUUUUUUUCAGUUUCUUAUAGGUUGAUUAAUUCUUUUUUAUUUAAUUUUUAUCCAUUCAGGGGUUAAAGGAUGAAUUGGGGGAUCAAAUUUCACUUGUCUAUGCUUGUUGUAUGAGUUUUUUUUUUUCAAAUCCAGUCAAUUUUGUUGAGUCAAUUUUACUAUUUCUCAUUGUCAUUGGUCAAUGUUUUAUCUGGAAAAUAUAUAAUAAAUUUAUAUACA